GGCGCGAUGUCGCUCACGACGAUGAGAGUUUUGGCUCUUGCUGUCGCAGGCGUGGGACCGGGAGCUUCGAAAGGCACGAGGAUGGGACCCCUCCCUGCGACUGCUUCACAAUCUCGGGCUGUGGCAGUGCCGAGGUGGCAUCUUUUCGGCAGAAGCCCGAUGCGGGCAAGGCUUCGCCCAGACCUUCGGCCAGCCCCAGCCGCGUGGGCGUCUUCGAAAGCGAAGUGCACCGAGA
This is a messenger RNA of Symbiodinium sp. CCMP2456, 235 nucleotides long. Lineage: Eukaryota; Dinophyceae; Suessiales; Symbiodiniaceae. The record is from the annotation of a GenBank genome assembly.